Messenger RNA from Geodia barretti, 309 nucleotides. The record is from the annotation of a GenBank genome assembly. Lineage: Eukaryota; Metazoa; Porifera; Demospongiae; Tetractinellida; Geodiidae.
AUGGACCGCAGUGUCUCCGGCAGAGUCGGCGCAACUCCCCCGCAAAACGACGUCCCGCAUCAGCCGUUGCCAGACGACGCACUGCUGCGCGACACACUGGAGUUCCCAGAGAUAAGCGAGAACGAACUCGUGCGCUACUUCUCGCAGAUCAGCCAGCUCAACUUCUCCAUUGACCACAACUUCUAUCCGCUCGGCAGUUGCACGAUGAAGUACAACCCUAAGAUCAACGAUGAAGUCGCGUCGAUCCCGGCCUUUGCCGACAUUCAUCCGCUGCAGCCGACGCACGGUUUCAGGGCGCUCUCAGACUGA